UUUGGAUCAUGCCGUAAAAUGAGCUGUAAAAACAGAUGGACGGCAUUGAUGUAAGGGAAAUAAAUUAUAGGGAUCCAACAAAGGCAUUCUGGUUCUCCGCCGGCCCCACCAAAUCAUCUCGGAACCAAGCAGUGGGAAUCGACCACCUGUCCAUACCUGGUGCGCUCGUGAUCAUGAGAGCGCGCGAGCAUAAAAGUCGAAACAGUCGCAGUUGCGACGAACAAUCGUAGAGUCGGGAGCAGAAAAACAGAAGCGGAGAGAGAGAGAGAGAGCGAGCUAAGCUCCAUGGAACUAAGUACCGUAGCUUUCACCCGCCUUCAGGGACAUUUCCCUCUGCAUUUGUGGGUUUUCAGAUCGCCAUUGAAGCUGCAGAAGCUUAGCAACUUCAAGCAUUCCAUCGAUCCAGGCCCGUCUCCACGACAGCAGAGGCAUAUAAACAAUUUGAGUGGUGAAAGGUUGGCAGCCAAAAUGGCUGAAUACGAAGGGGAGAAGAUCACCACAGAUGUCACUUCUGGGAAUAUGGUUUUCGAACCUGUACUUGAGGAGGGGGUUUUCCGUUUUGAUUGUUCUGGAAAUUAUAGGAAUGCGGCAUAUCCAAGUCUCUCUUUCGUGGAUUGUAAAUCGAGGGACAUACCAAUCAUGAUUCAUAAGGUUCCCGUGUAUAUUCCUACAUUUGAACUCCUUCAUGGGCAACAGGUUGUCACUAUCAAGCUCCCUACUGGAUCAUCUUUGUAUGGAACAGGAGAAGUUAGUGGGCAGCUUCAGCGGACUGGAAAGAGAAUAUUUACAUGGAACACCGAUGCAUGGGGUUAUGGUUCGGGAACAACAUCCUUGUAUCAGUCACAUCCUUGGGUCCUUGCUAUCCUUCCAAAUGGAGAGGCAUUUGGGGUUCUUGCGGAUACAACUCGACGUUGUGAGAUCGACCUACGGAAGGAAUCAACAAUAAAGUUUGCUUCUCCAACUGCAUAUCCAAUUAUUACAUUCGGUCCAUUUACGUCGCCAACUGCAGUCCUGAUAUCUCUAUCUCAUGCAAUCGGGACUGUCUUUAUGCCUCCAAAAUGGUCUCUAGGCUAUCAUCAAUGUCGUUGGAGCUAUGAUUCAGAUGCAAAAGUUCUUAAGGUUGCUAGAACAUUCCGAGAGAAGGGAAUACCUUGUGAUGUCAUAUGGAUGGACAUUGACUACAUGGAUGGUUUCCGUUGUUUUACUUUCGACCAAGAGCAUUUCGUUGAUCCAAAAUCUUUGGCAAAUGAGCUUCAUAUUAAUGGUUUUAAAGCAAUUUGGAUGCUCGACCCGGGGAUUAAGUGUGAAGAGGGCUACUUUGUUUAUGAUAGUGGUUCUGAAAUUGACAUAUGGGUUCAAAAAGCAGAUGGGGGAGCUUUUGUUGGGGAUGUAUGGCCUGGGCCUUGUGUUUUUCCUGAUUUUACGCAAGAAAAGACCCGUUUGUGGUGGGCUAAGUUAGUAAAGGACUUCAUUUUUAAUGGUGUUGAUGGGAUAUGGAAUGAUAUGAACGAGCCUACAGUUUUCAAGUCUAUAACAAAAACCAUGCCAGAGAGCAACAUUCACAGAGGAGACAUUGAACUUGGUGGCUGUCAGGAUCAUGCUUAUUAUCACAAUGUUUAUGGCAUGCUGAUGGCAAGGUCAACAUAUGAGGGAAUGCAAAUGGCCAGUGGGGAAAAACGCCCAUUUGUUCUCACCAGAGCUGGGUAUAUAGGUAGUCAAAGGUAUGCUGCAACAUGGACUGGAGAUAACCUAUCAAAUUGGGAGCAUUUGCGUAUGAGUAUACCCAUGGCGAUUCAAUUGGGCCUCAGUGGUCAGCCAUUAUCAGGACCAGAUAUUGGUGGGUAUGCUGGGAAUGCAACACCCAGGCUUUUUGGAAGAUGGAUGGGGGUGGGUGCAAUGCUUCCUUUUUCUCGUGGACAUUCUGAAAUGGGCACCAAUGACCAUGAACCAUGGUCUUUUGGACAAGAGUGUGAAGAAGUAUGUCGCCUGGCAUUGAUGCGACGCUACCGGCUUAUACAACACAUAUAUACUCUUUUUUAUAUGGCUCAUAUCGAGGGUACACCUGUUGUGGCUCCAACAUUUUUCGCUGAUCCAAAAGAUAUGAGUUUGAGGAGUGUUGAAAAUUCCUUUCUAUUGGGGCCUCUUUUAAUAUGUGCAAGCACGAUGCCUGAUAAGGGAUCGCAUGAAUUGCAGCACGUGUUGCCUGGGGGUAUCUGGUUGCGGUUUGACUUUGGUGAUACGCAUCCAGAUUUACCUAUACUGUAUUUACAAGGUGGAUCAAUAAUUCCUGUGGGACCUCCUCUUCAGCAUGUUGGGGAAGCAAAGCCAACGGAUGACUUGUUGCUGUUUAUGGCUUUAGAUGAACAUGGUAAAGCAGAAGGUGUUCUCUUUGAGGAUGAUGGCGAUGGAUAUGGAUUCCAACACGGGGAAUACCUCUUGACCUAUUACGUAGCUGAGCUUCAAUCUUCAGUUGUAACAGUAAAAGUUUCCAAAACAGAAGGAUCAUGGAGGAGGCCAAUACGUCGUCUUCAUGUACAUUUGUUACUUGGUGGAGGUGCCAAGGUUGAUGCAUGGGGCACUGAUGGAGAGGAGCUGCAGAUUGGAAUGCCUUCAGAAACUGAGGUGUCUAACCUAGUGGCUACAAGUGAAAAUCAAUACAAAGCUCUUUUAGAAAAUGUGAAGUGCAUUCCAGAUGCAGAUGAGCUCCCAGGACAGAAGGGAACAGAACUCUCAAGGACUCCUGUUGAACUAAAGAGUGGCGAUUGGGUUCUUGAAGUGGUGCCCUGGAUUGGUGGUAGAUUAAUCUCUAUGACGCAUCUCCCUUCUGGGACUCAGUGGCUUCAAAGCAGGGUCGAAGUUGAUGGGUAUGAAGAAUACGGUGGAGUUGAAUACCGAUCUGCUGGAUGCACUGAGGAAUAUGCUAUAACUGAGCGUACUCUUGAGCAAUCAGGAGAAGAGGAAUCUCUUACCUUAGAAGGAGAUAUUGGUGGUGGAUUGGUUCUUCGACGCCAAAUAGUUAUUCCAAAAGACAAUUCCAAGAUUCUCCAAAUUGACUCUGGCAUUAUAGCUCGCAGCGUUGGUGCUGGUUCAGGUGGAUUUUCAAGGGUGGUCUGUUUACGGGUGCACCCGACAUUCACUCUCUUGCACCCAACAGAAGUUUUUGUUUCAUUCGUUUCUAUCAAGGGAUCAAAGUAUGAAAUUCAGCCUGAAGCAGGUGAGCAGCAGUUCGAGGGGGAUCUCCGGCCUAGUGGAGAAUGGAUGCUGGUUGAUAAAUGUGCGGGCCUAUGUCUCAUUAAUCGGUUUAACAUCGACGUGGUUAAAAGAUGCGUGGUCCAUUGGGGGACUGGAACAGUUAACAUGGAGCUGUGGUCUGAUGAGAGGCCAGUUUCAAAAGACACUCCUUUGAAAAUAUCUCAUGAAUAUGAGGUGAAACCAAUCUCAUAAGCAUGGGUUUUAUCUGGGGGCUAUCAGAUAUGAUGAUGCAAACAACAGUUUUUCUUUGUCAGCUAAACAUCCCUCAUCAAUAAAAGCUCAUAGGAACUUUGACCCAA
This is a messenger RNA of Magnolia sinica, 3551 nucleotides long. RefSeq lists its product as uncharacterized. The record is from RefSeq and is a predicted model, not a curated record. NCBI's taxonomy places the organism in Eukaryota, Viridiplantae, Streptophyta, Magnoliopsida, Magnoliales, Magnoliaceae. Bases 286 to 3444 code for a protein of 1052 amino acids. The transcript is spliced from 23 exons. Gene Ontology annotation, molecular function: hydrolase activity, hydrolyzing O-glycosyl compounds; carbohydrate binding. Gene Ontology annotation, biological process: carbohydrate metabolic process.